Messenger RNA from Triticum aestivum (bread wheat), 1734 nucleotides. Its product is annotated as desmethyl-deoxy-podophyllotoxin synthase. Gene Ontology annotation, molecular function: monooxygenase activity; heme binding; iron ion binding. The coding region runs from base 31 to 1554 and encodes 507 amino acids. The record is from RefSeq and is a predicted model, not a curated record. The transcript is spliced from 2 exons. NCBI's taxonomy places the organism in Eukaryota, Viridiplantae, Streptophyta, Magnoliopsida, Poales, Poaceae.
UGAGGCCACACACCCAAAGCUAUCCACUCCAUGGAAGGGUUGCUAAGCUUGUGUUUCAUAGCCCUAUGCACGCUACUGGUCGGUUGGUUUCUCAAGCUCUCGGGUGGCAAGAGCAAGCCGGCCGGGAAGCCGCAGCUCCCUCCGGGGCCAUGGACUCUCCCGAUUAUCGGCAGCCUCCACCACGUCGCCAGCGCCCUCCCACACCGCAGGAUGAUGGAGCUGUCUUGUCGGUACGGACCGCUGAUGCACCUCAUGCUAGGUGAGGUACCCACCGUGAUAGUCUCCAGCGCCGAGGCAGCGACGCUGGUGCUCAAGACCAACGACCCCGCGUUUGCGGGCCGGCCGAACAGCGUGAUUUUGGACAUCUUCAGCUGCGGUGGCAAGGGCUUCGCCUUCGCCCCAUAUGGCAGCCACUGGCGCCAGAUACGCAAGGUGUGCAUCGUGGAGCUUCUGAGCUCCAAACAGGUAAAGCGGAUGGAGGGCAUCAGGGCCGAGGAGGUGGCCAACCUCCUCCGCUCCAUGACCGCCUUGAAUGGCACCACCUUCAACAUCAGCGAGAAGAUGGCGACGCUCAGCAACAACCUCGUGUCGCGGGCGGUUUUCGGCGGCAAAUUCCCGCAGCAGGAGUUGUAUCUCCGCGAGCUGGACGAGGCGUUGCCGCUGAUGGGCGGCUUCUGCCUCGUCGACCUCUUCCCAUCAUCGCGGCUGGCCCGGUGGCUCAGCAGCGGCGAGCGCCUCAUGAAGAAGUGCCAUGGCCGCAUGCAGCGCAUAAUUUCAGACAUCAUUGAGGGACGCAAGGCUGCGCGAGCUGCCGGCGUUGGCGACGACGAGGAUGUGCUGAACGUGCUGCUCAGGCUGCAGCGGGAGGACACGUUGGAAUUCCCUCUAACCACAGAGACGAUAGGCGCCAUCUUGUUUGAUAUAUUUUCAGCAGCCACAGAGACUACAGGAAAUGUUUUGGAGUGGGCUAUGUCAGAGCUCGUCCGUCAUCCUGAAAUCAUGGGUAAGGCACAACAAGAGGUCAGAGAGGUACUAGGUCAAGAUCGAGCUACCAUUGGUAAUAGUGACCUUGGUGAACUCCACUACAUGCGGAUGGUCAUUAAGGAGGUUCUUAGGUUGCAUCCACCCGCUCCUCUACUCCCUCGCUCGGCCACAGAGGACUGUAAAAUUAUGGAUUGUGACAUGCUUAAGGGCACAAAUGUAUACGUUAACGUCUAUGCAAUUUCCCGAGAUCCAAGGUACUGGAAAAAUCCUGAAGAGUUUAAGCCUGAAAGAUUUGAGGACAACAACAUUGAUUACAAUGGGACAUACUCUGAAUACACCCCCUUCGGAGCUGGGCGACGGCAGUGUCCUGGGAUACUAUUCGGCACGUCAUCGCUCAAUAUCACAUUGGCAAACCUUCUGUAUCACUUUGACUGGAUGCUUCCUGAUGGGGCUAGUCUGUCUUCCUUUGACAUGUCUGAGAAAUUUGGUAUCACGGUUAGCAGAAGGCAUGACCUGCAACUCAGAGCUAUUCCACAUGAGUGGUUCAAAGCUACGUCGUCGUCCAAGUGAUAUAGAGAGCAUGUAUAUUCAGAUAUAUGCCCCUUCAAUAUAUGCCUUUAUUGCGCUGUACCUGUAUGCAUUAGAAUAAGAGAACCCUCUCGUUUCAGAACAUUGUGGUAUUGUACUACUACUGUUCGUAUUACUGUGCAUGACAACAGAUAUUAAGUGGUAGCGCAUAAGCAUAUAGAA